GAAUGCCCCGCCAGCAGCCGAAGAGUCCAAGGCCACAACAAGUGCCCCAGCGGGCAGCAGUGCCACAACUAAGGCUACAACUGGUGAGAUUCGUUCCAAGGCAGCUGGAGCAAGCAAGAAGAAACCCAAGCGGAAUUCCAAGCAGAAUUCUAAGAAGGCCCGCCGCAACACAACGACCCGCAAAGCGUCAAAGAACAAGCACACGCGCAAGAACAAAGAAGUGCAGAAGAAAAAGAAAACAAAGGCAGGCGCCAAGAAAGUGGCUCAGGCCAACCAGGCUAGCAAUGCUUCCAAGGCCAAUGCAUUGGAUGAUGAAAUGCGUGGACGUGAGCCAGCCCCCCCAGCGCCCCCAGAUGCAAAGCCUGACUCUGACACCAACAGGGUUAAUGCUGAGGAGGCUAACGCUUCAAGGCCUGCUACCCGCAAGCGCACGAAGUCCAAGGAUCCGGACAGGGCGAAGAGCCCACCGCCGCCAACCCCAGAGCAGCUGUACCAGACAGUUGUUGACAACUUGCAGCGCUGCAACACGUCGGACCUUGAAUCUAUCGCUGCGCUCCUGGGCGGGAAUGCGCCACCUGUUCCUGCUGUGCCUGCUUCCCUCUCAGCCCCCAGCGUCAAAGGAGAGUCGACGCCUGAGGAGAUCCAGAAGAUGGGUCAUGUUGCGAAGGGAUGCCACCAGAAGCUUGAGGUACUACGUGAGCAGUGGGAGGCAUGCCAAGGAGAGUGGAGGAAGAGCCAACUGUUCGUUAGCAUUAGCAAGUCCUCUGCUCUGCGGCAUCGGGGAAAGCGUGCCUGGCUUACACGAGCCGACCUGGUGCGCAAGUAUGGGUCGGAAGAAGUAGCUGACCGCAUUAUCAAGAACAAGCUCUCCAACGAGGAGACAAAGGCUACUCAAACAAAACCACACCCAGACGACCCUGACAACGAGGCCCUCACCCUCUACCUCGUGUGGGACAGUGAAUCGGAAACAACGGAAGAGGAUGUGGUGAUGGAGCAGCUUUUCAGAGCUGUGGAUGAUGUUGAUUCUGACUCAGAUGAUGACAAAGCUGACAAGAAGAAGAAAUCGAAGUCUAAGAAGGGCAAGAAGCGAAAGGCCAGCUCUUCCUCUGGCGAGGCUGGAUCUAAGGACACAUCCGCAAGCAGUAGCUCUGAGAAGAGGAGCAAGAAGAAAAAGAAGGAUAAGAAGGGUUCCCGCAAAGGCAAGAAGGAGACAAAAGAUCAAAAAAGGAAGCGGCUUGAGAAGGAGCAGGAAGCUGCCAAGAAGGAAGAGGAGCGUCAGCUUGAUAAGCAGUUGAGAGAAGCAAUUGCGAAAGCAAAGAAGGCCCUCGGUGCGAUGAAUGACGCGAUCCGCAAGGCCAAGGACAAAGAGAAGAAGAUCCAGCAGCUGUCUCCCGACAUCCGCAGCGCCAUCGAGCCCAAGCUGGAGAAGGCGCUGGAGAUGAUGACCGAAGAGCGUGAUAACUUGCAGGCGAGCCUUGACAACCAGGAGGACGUUGGAUCUUUGGAGAAGGCGAUGCAAGCUGCGGAUUCGGGCAAGGCACUUCAUAUUGUCUUCCUCACGUUGACCAAUCCUUUUGAAGUAGCCUUGGAUGUGCAAGCCCUAGUUCCCGUUAUUUUGCAGGCCGAGAAGAAGUACAGCAACAGCGAGCUCGAUUGCAAGGGUGAUGCGCGACAUCCGAGCUCACGUAGCAGAGCCUUGGCUCAUAAUGAUUCUGAUGUUAUCUCUGAAGAUGUGAGGCGGCUUGGUACAUAUGCCGAGUGCAAUGGCCCUCGUAAUUUCUGGAAGGCCCUCCGUGUUCCUGUGGAACCAGUUGACAUUCGCUUGCCUGUGUGCACAUCGGAUGGAAGGUACGAGGUUCAAAAAUGGCCCAUUUUGGACGUGCACAGUGUGAUUGAUUACCUUUGGAAUGAUUUGGGUCUGCGUAUACCAAUGCAUCACGUUGAGGAAUUCUGGAGACACUCCCGAGAAUACAAGCAACCAUGGGCUUUGGAGCAUGAAGCAACUGAACGCCACAUUCCACUUGGUUUAUAUGGGGACUCAGCCAAGAUCACAACCGCAUUUAAUUCUGACAAGAUGUUGGGUGUCUUCUUCAAUCUUCCGCUGUGGCGACCCCGCUCCAUUAGGCGAUCGCGUUUCCUUAUAUUCGCUAUAGAGGAAUCCAAACUUUGGGGCCACCACACCCUUACCGCUGUUCUGUCCCGCAUUACGUGGAGUGUCAACCUUCUCUUUGAUGGGCUGCGCCCAUUUGUAGACCCAGCUGGCCACGCGCUUCCCAAGCAGGAGCUUUAUGGAGGUUACAUAUGCAAGGACAAAACGGUUUUUGCUGUUACUGAGAUCCGAGGGGACCAACUAUGGCAGAAGCAGGUUUUCAGAUUCACAGCGUCAUGGAUAUGGACGUCUGCUCGCGUGUGCCAUGCUUGUGACUGUCGUGCGCAUGGGCCAGACAGUCAACAUCGCCUGUACUGGGAUUUUGAUGCCUGGUUGCCCUACGAGUUUAGCAAUGCUCAAUUUCUUGCAAGGCGCAUGCCCUCUCGAUUCCUUUGA
This is a messenger RNA of Symbiodinium pilosum, 2545 nucleotides long. NCBI's taxonomy places the organism in Eukaryota, Dinophyceae, Suessiales, Symbiodiniaceae. The record is from the annotation of a GenBank genome assembly.